CUUUUGGGAACACACUAUGUUCUCAUCAUUGUCAAACUUCAAAGUGUCAUCCUCUCAUCAACCUCCAUUUUUUACUAAUCCUUCUAUUGAGCUAUUUCCUAGUGAUUCUAAUGCAGGUACAUCUGAUGAGCUCUACAAUGCCUCACCACAUGUUCCAACCAGUUCUGUAGAAGAUAAUCUGCCUGCUGGUAAUGCAUUAGAUAAUUUUGAGCCUUCUUCUACUUUCUCGUCUACAAAUGAGCUUGUUGUCCCAUCCUCGAGUCAUCCUACUCGGGUAAGAAAGCCUCCAAACUACCUUCGUGAUUAUCAUUGUUUUCCUGCUAUUACUUCGUUACAUGAGCCUCAAUCCUAUCAAGAGGGCUCUUUUAACCCUCUUUGGCAACAAGCUAUGCAAGAUGAAUUACAAACUCUUGAAAACACUCGUACAUGGCAUUUAGUUGAUCUCUCUACUGCAAAAUCUCUAAUAGGCUGUAAAUGGGUGUACAAGAUCAAAACGCGAUCUAAUGGUUCUGUGGAGCGUUAUAAGGCACGCUUGGUUGCCAAGGGUUUUACACAGGAGUAUGGAAUCGACUAUGAAGAGACAUUUGCUCUAGUUGCUCGUCUUACAUCUGUGCGCAGUUUGCUUGCUAUGGUUGCUAUACGGAGAUGGAAAUUGUUUCAGAUGGAUGUGAAAAAUGCUUUUCUUAAUGGUGACUUAGAAGAAGAAGUUUAUAUGAAACCACCUCCUGGGCUCCACCAUCCUCCAAACAAGGUGUUGAGGAGUUAAAACAAUCUCUCAGUCAGAAAUUUGAGAUGAAAGAUCUUGGUGUUCUGAGCUAUUUUUUGGGGCUUGAAAUAUCUUCUCUUUAUAAUUUGCAAUCCCAUAUACCAAAAGAGCCAUGGUUGCUUCAAUGGAGGCUGCUCGAAAUGCAAUUGGCGUUGUUGGAAACAUCAUUGCACUCUUCCUCUUCCUGUCCCCGGUGCCAACUUUUAUCCAAAUUUGCAAGAAAGGUGCGGUGGAGCA
Rubroshorea leprosula is the source of this 1003-nucleotide messenger RNA. The record is from the annotation of a GenBank genome assembly. NCBI's taxonomy places the organism in Eukaryota, Viridiplantae, Streptophyta, Magnoliopsida, Malvales, Dipterocarpaceae.